UAGAGAGAGAUUCGAACGCUCCCCUCGCGUCCGACGCCAUUUUGAACGCUGUCAGUGAACGGUAUCAAGUCGCAAAGAUGGAUUCUUAGAUUUCUCAAAAUGAUAUUACGAUUCAAGCUAUGCAUUUUUAGUCGCAAUAUAUUGUAAAUUCGUGUUAUAGUUGUGAAGUGACAGCCACCAUGACUGACAUUGCUGUACAGGCCAUGGAGGCCCUACAUAAUUGUCGCUGCUGCCUGCGACGCCCUCCGGACAAGGGUCUCAAGACGAUGUACGAGUCUGUUGGAAAAACUGAAGUCUAUUGGGAAAUGCUCAAACAGUGCUUCGACAUACGUCUAAAUCUCGGCAAUGACGAGUGCGGCAUCUGCGAGGUGUGCGUCAACCGCCUGCGGGACGCCAACGACUUCAAGAAUCAGGUGCAGCAGAGCCAGGUCGACCUGAAGUCGCUGCUGGAGCGAGCGCUGGCUGAAAAAGAUAAAAAGCCAGAUAUUGUUAAGGUGGAGAUUGUUGAGGAAGACCCCAUCAGCGCCGAGCCUUUGAUACGUCAAGACCCGAAAAAGGAAUUCAAAUCGGAGAGUGAUGGCGAUUUAGUGUCAAGGCUUUUAUUCACCGCCCCGACACCCGCCGCGGCGGACCUCGUGUCCGAGUCUGAAGCCGAAGACGAGCCAAACAAGUGUCAAGAAUGUGACAAAACCUUCGACAAUGAAGAGAGUCUCAAGAGACACAAGUUCGCUGUCCAUGCUAAAGACGAAAUUCCAGUUCCUACUGAAAUUAUUCAUACGUGCAAAUUCUGUUGCCAGUGGUUCACGGAAAAAAGUAAGCUACUCAGACACAUGGAGGUUCAUAAAGUGUCACCUAACGAGACUAUUGAUGGUCCUUAUUCUUGCGACAUCUGUGACAAGCAUUUUGCAGAGGAAGCUCACUUGAAGGAGCAUGAGCAAGACCACACAGUCUAUAGAACACACAGACUGCCAUCUACAGAAUCCAACGGAGAUGAUCAUGAUAUUCAUGAUGAUAGCUAUGAUCGCGACAACAGUCCACUAUCGCAUCUGGUCGCAAGGAGAGAGAAAAAGGGAAUAAAGAAAAAGGAUAAAGGAUCUUCUUGCAAAUUGUGCAAGGAACACGAGCCCAAAAAGAGUUACCCGUGUGACUUGUGCGACAAAAGUUUCAGAAGUAGUAACGGUUUAAAAUCGCAUAUGAUGGGUCACACGGGUGAAAGACCUCACGUGUGUCAAGUAUGCCAGAAGGCAUUUAAACAUAAAAGUCACUUAAAGUUUCAUCUUCAAAUUCAUAAUGAGAAUAGGCAAUACCCAUACUCUUGUGAAAUAUGUGGAAAGAGAUUUACAUAUAAAUCUGCGUUAACUGGCCAUUUGCGGUCACACACGGGAGAAAAACCUUAUUCCUGUGAUCUUUGUAAAAAGAAAUUUGCACUUAAGAGCACUUUAAAUGCCCAUUUACGCUACCACAGAGGAGAGAAACCUUUCUCAUGUAAUAUUUGUAAAAAAUCUUUCGCGUUUAGGUACACUUUACAAGCUCAUGAACGUUUUCAUGCGGGAAUAAAAGAACAUCAGUGUCAUAUAUGCCAGAAGCAAUUUACUUUAAAACGAACUCUAGACAAGCAUUUACUCUCUCAUACUGAAAUGGGUAUGCCAGGUCACGGCAGGCCGGAAGAAAGUUUUUGUUGCGAAAUAUGUGGACGACGAUUCCGGCAAAAAAGCUAUUUGGCGCGGCACUUAAAGGGUCACAUGGGAGUGAAACCGCAUGCUUGUGAUGUAUGUAACAAACGAUUCACCGAGAAAAGUAGCUUAAAGGCUCACAAGAAGAUACACACUGGUGAUAAACCUUACUGUUGCGAAAUAUGUCGAAAGCGUUUCGGGCUGAAAGCUACAUUGAAGAACCACAUGGUCGUACACACUGGACAAAAACCACACGCGUGCAGAAUAUGCCAUAAACAGUUUUCCUAUAAAUGUGCUUUGACCGUUCAUUUAAAAUCAGUUCACUUCAGAGAAAGACCUCACACUUGCCACAUUUGCAAGAGAACAUUUGCGUUGAUAUCUACAUUAAAAAUACAUAUAUUGAGUCACACGGGAGUAAAACCUUUCUCGUGUCACAUAUGUGGCAAGUCAUUUGCUGUGAAAUAUGCUUUAAAGAAACAUCUAGCAACGCAUAGUGGAGGAACUAGCUCGAACAACCGCGCGAAUGCUGUAAAUCGCGCGACAUCGCACUAUCGCCCAUUUCUGACACAUCCUAUGAAUUAGGAAUAAACGAACGUAGUAUUUCUUACGCAAUGACAAGUCGCAAGAUGUGUACUAUCCCAUUAGGUAAGUUAGAAAUAGAAAAAUGUCUAGUUGAAGAUACAAAUCAUGGCAAUUGUAUAGUUUUCAAUCUUUAUUCUUCUAAGGCCCAUGGUUCUACCUAUAGGACUGUUUAAGUGCGAUGAAAUUCAAAGUGUUUUCAAUUGGAACGGAUUUACAUUUGUUUUGUUUCGAUUAAUUUUCAAACAAAACAUAAUCAACU
Molecule: messenger RNA, 2514 nt
Organism: Cydia amplana
Lineage: Eukaryota; Metazoa; Arthropoda; Insecta; Lepidoptera; Tortricidae
Product: gastrula zinc finger protein XlCGF57.1-like
Exons: 5
Coding region: 180-2255 (691 amino acids)
Biological process (GO): regulation of transcription by RNA polymerase II
Cellular component (GO): nucleoplasm; nucleus
Molecular function (GO): DNA-binding transcription repressor activity, RNA polymerase II-specific; RNA polymerase II cis-regulatory region sequence-specific DNA binding; zinc ion binding
Source: RefSeq, a predicted model, not a curated record